CACACUAGUUACCCAAUAUGACUUGAAAAGAUUGUCAUAGAUACAUUAAUAAAUAAAUAAAAACCUCGUACACUCACAAUGUACUGCUAUUUUAGUUUGUAGGGGCUAGGCUGCAAUAGGAAAUGGACAACUUAAAUUUAUACGAAGUUCUUGGGGUGGCUCCGGAUGCAAGCGACGAGGAAAUAAAGAAGAACUACCGCAAAUUGGCCAAAGAGUUCCAUCCAGACAAAAAUCCCGAUGCGGGCGACAAGUUCAAGGAGAUUUCCUUUGCCUACGAGGUGCUAUCCGAUCCCGAGAAACGGAGGAUCUACGACCGUUACGGACUGAAGGGCCUUCAGGAAGGCGCCGAAGGAUUUUCGGAUGCGUCCGAGUUUUUUGCCCAGUGGUUCCCCUUCGAUCGCGUUUCGCCCGGUGGUCGGGGCAGGCGCGAGGGCAAAGUGGUGGUCAAGGUGGAGCUGACACUGGAGGAGAUCUAUGUUGGCGGUAUGAAGAAGAAGUUAGAGUAUAAGCGACAGAAGCUCUGUUCCAAGUGUAACGGCGACGGCGGGCCAAUGGAUGCGCGCGAAAGCUGCGAGACCUGUGGCGGAGCGGGACGAGCGGCCGCUUUUACCUUCAUGGGUCUUAGUGCCUUCGAUGCGACCUGUCCGGCCUGCGAUGGAAGGGGUUUUACCAUCAAGGACGACAAGAAGUGCAAGCCCUGUCAGGGCAGCGGCUUUGUGGAGGAAAAGAUGAAGCGAGACCUGAUUGUGGAGCGGGGAGCACCACAUAUGCUGAAGGUGCCCUUCGCCAACGAGGGCCAUCAGAUGCGGGGCGGCGAGUUCGGCGACUUGAUUGUGAUCAUCGCCCAGCUGGAACACCCGCUUUUUCAGCGGCGCCACGCUAACUUGUACAUGCGGGACCUGGAGAUCAACAUCACGGAGGCGUUGUGCGGCUAUGCGCAUUGCUUCAAGCACCUGGACGGACGAAACGUCUGCUUGCGCACCCAGCCGGGCGAAGUUCUGCAGCACAACCACAUCAAGGUGGUGCGGGGUUGUGGAAUGCCGGUUUUCAACAAGGCCACCGACAGCGGCGAUCUCUACAUGAAGUUUAAGGUGAACUUUCCGGACAACGACUUUGCCACGGCUCCGCAGCUGGCCAUGCUGGAGGAUCUUCUGCCGCCCAGGCAGCUGGUGGUAAUUCCGAAGGAAGCCGAGGAAGUCCAGAUGAUGGACUACAAGCCACAGCCCCGGCAGCAGGAGGACGACGAUGGACAGUCGCCGCACUUCGAGGGCGUCCAGUGCCAGACGGCUUAGUGCCUGUGGUUGUGGCUCCUGCAGGCCCGGUUUCUCUGCCUCGAUCUCUGGCUAAUCCUGGGCACAUUCGGCGUAGAUGAAGUCUGCUUCUUGGUGCCGCUGUUCGUCUUAAUAUGCAUAGUAUUAUUUUUCAUACAGGAAUGUUUGCUGUGAAAAGCGCGUGAUCUAAAUUCGUAGUAUACGUAAUUAUUCGAGACUAAAGCUUAGCUGAUCUGAUUUUCAAUAGGAGUGUCAUCAAUACAUUAGCCACGCUAAAUUAGCUGCUAUCACUAUUAACUAAAUAUGUAUUGUUAUCUUUUUUUUUUUGGCCUGACUCUAGCCCUUAACACCCCUACCUAACAAUAAACAAAGGCAUAUUAUCUCACCGUAGAAGCGUUAAAUCUUCUGUUAUAUAAUGUCUUUGUAAUCGGUACUAUCAUGUUUUAUUGUUUUUAAAAAUACAAAUUAAAGUAAACCAGAGGUUAUAAACAUAAA
Molecule: messenger RNA, 1766 nt
Organism: Drosophila ficusphila
Lineage: Eukaryota; Metazoa; Arthropoda; Insecta; Diptera; Drosophilidae
Gene: DnaJ-H
Product: dnaJ homolog subfamily A member 2
Exons: 3
Coding region: 123-1292 (389 amino acids)
Biological process (GO): protein refolding
Cellular component (GO): cytosol; cytoplasm
Molecular function (GO): Hsp70 protein binding
Source: RefSeq, a predicted model, not a curated record